GGAUUUGCGCCCUAUGCAGUCGGUCUGUCAAGUUCUCUCAAGGGAAUGUGCCACAGGGAAGGCUACGAACGAAGUUAGCGCGCAGGUCAAGUCCAAUAUAAAGCAGUGAAUGGUCCCCGGGCGCCCAAGGUGACCAUGAUGCCUACCACCGCUGUAGGGAAGAAGCUGGAUCUCUCCACACUGACAGAGGAGGAGGCCCAGCACGUGUUUCAAGUCGUCCAGAGAGACUUUGACUUGAGGAAGAAAGAGGAGGACAGACUGGGGGAGCUAAAGACGCAGCUAGAGAAGGAGGACACCAAGAGAGAGCUGCUGGGCACUGGGACCAGCCUGACAGAGUCCCACUGCAUCCGCUGCUUGCAGCCCUUCAAGUUCCUUGUUAACAGCAAGCGCCAGUGUCUGGACUGCCAGCUGUACGCCUGCAAAGCCUGCAGCCGCUACAACAAGAAGGAGCACGGAUGGGUAUGCGACCCCUGCCACAUGUCCAGGGUCCUUAAGAUUGGCACUUUGGAGUGGUACCAUGAGAAUGUGCGCUCCCGUUUCAAGCGCUUUGGCAGUGCCAAGGUGAUGCGCUCGCUCUACAAGAGGUUGAGUGGCGAUCUCAGCGCCUCCCAGAGUGACCUGAGAGAGCCUCGUGAAGAUGACACACACAGCAUGCCCGAAAGCCACAAUCUCUAUGAUGAGAACAACAUGGACACCGUGGCAGAUGGACAACACUACAGAAUGAUGAAAACGACCAAGCGACUGCUCACUGUGCACCCCGUCGACUUCGGUCUGGACCUUAACUACUCCACCCACUCUCUGUCUCGACAAGAAUCCUGUCAGAGUCCACAGAGCAGUCUGGAGGGCGGCACACGGGAGUCCCUGACAGCCGAGGCCGACAUGGCCUGCAUGUUCCAGCAGAUCCUGGAGGAGCAGGGUGAGAGACACUCUGAGUUCAACACGGAGGUCCUCCACAGCCGCCGGAUGAGUCUGCUGGACAAGCCGGCCCGCUUCGGUCCCCCCGUCUAUGAACUCUCUAUCCGGACAGACGAGGUGCCGUACCCAGAGAACUGGAUGAUGCGGGCACGAUCCUUGUCCAGGAUGAGCCAGUCUUCGUGUGGCAGUGCCAACAACGGGCACCUUCGCAGCAGCGGACAACUGUAUGGCCUGGAGGACUCGGAGGAAGAGGAAGAGUACCAGCGCCAGUACCAGCGUCUGCCGUCGCGCCGACGUAGUCACAGCCACUUCUCCUCACAGGAAAGCCUCAACCACGGGGCACCGCCACAGAUAACUGAGCUGAACAGACGCAUGUCGGUCAUUGAGAAACUACUGAACCGUCUGGAACAGAAAGUGACAUCCCCCUAUGACCAGGGCCAGUCUUGUACUUCUCCCCUGCCCCAGUGGGAGGAGGUGGACCUGGAGGAACUGCAGCUGAGGCAGAAGCUGGACCAGCUGACGGGCAACAUCAGUGACAAGGGUCUGUCCUCGGAGGAGGAUGAACCCAAGAGGCCCCCAUCCCCUAAGGAGAGCCCAGGGUGGGGGAGGCGCCUUAGGGGGGACGUGAGCCCAUCCGGGUCCCUCUCCAGACCCUCCUCCAGACCGGGCAUCAUGAUCAGCCCACCCAUCGAUGAACUGCAGGAGCCCUCUGAAGUACAGGCCUAUUUUUCAACAGGACAUUCCAGGAGCCUCCGUGAGGGCAGUUCUCUGCCCCGCUACCGUCCCACCACCACCACAGAGCUGUUUGAGCUGGAAGGCAAGGUGGCGAUGGCCGCUGCCACAGUACAGAGCACAGUGAGCGAGGUGACAGACAUCGAGAACAAGAUCGCUGCCCUGAGUGCUGCUGGGAUGUCUGUGGAUAUGACCAGGAGAAAGUCAACUGUCCCUCCCCAAAGAAGGAGAAGUGCCUAUGACCUUCCAACAAAAACCAGUAAUGGCACAGGGUCAUUGAGGAGGAAGUUGAGCAUCUUGUAACUGAGUACAGUGAUUCUUAUAACAGAGAAUCUGCUGGAGCAGGAGUCCAUUUUGUGUCAAGUUCUUUCAUUGGCUAUACAUUAUUGUGAACUGAACCUAAUAAUGCCAUUAUUUCUCUGUUUGUUUAUUACAUUCACUCAAUAUUAUUUCUAAUAUUAUUUAUAUUCAAAAAUGUGAAAUGUUAUGCUUCAUGUUACAAUGUCUUAAUGCAUUUGUUGAACAGUAAAACAACUUUAAAAAAAACAUUAUAGCAAUGAUGUAGCUGCCAACUUUAUUAAAAUUUACUUAUGACUAGACUUAGACAUCCAUAGUACAUUAACUGUAAUCUCAUGUUUGUACUACUAUUGAAUGAGCCUGUUGAAAAGCUUUAUUAACUUCACUAUUAACAGAUUACACAAUUAUAUGUAGGGUUUUCUCCAGAGAAUUGCAGCUGUUUCUCAUAUAGGCUUCAUUCCAUAGGGAUCAUGGAACACUUUGUAGGAACUAAAUCUCAGAGGUCAAUUGAUAAACCAAUUCCAGGAGGCACAUAUGGUUCUCCAUUGGGUUCCAGUCUAUAUGCUUUCUGACAUCAAGGGACAAGAGAUUGAGUGAUGGUCUGCGUCCAGACCCGGCGCCAGAACAAAUCAUUUGGACUGCCUUUGCUUUCCAUAGGCGGGCCCGUUUUUUCACAGGACCUCAUGCGUGGUCAUGCGCGUUCACAGUUUUUUUAAAUUGGUGUAAUAGUAAAGCCCAUCCGCAGCUCGUGGGUUUCAAGUUCGGGAAGCUUACUAUUUAUCCUACCAUUUUCUGCGUGACAGUUCUGAUUAUUUUUAUACGCACAUUUUCAAUAAUAACGUUUUCAUGUAUCAAAAUCAAUGACUUUGAUUAUCGAGGCUGGGAGUGUUGGGAAGAUUUUUCAAAUACUGACGAACAAUCAUUCGCAAUGGAUGUUAAAAAAAAACAGACUUUGUUGACUUGUGUGAGAUGAAUAAUAAAUGUGUGGUGUAAUGUUACGUGGUGAUUUAAUCAGAAAUAAGGCAGGAGAGAGACGUACCAUAUUUUUGCCACACGACCCUUACCAUUUUUCUUGAUGCAGUAUUUUAAAUGAUACUCAAGACACAUUUUAGACGCUUUUCACUGACAGCCGCAACUCAAUCAGGUAGACCUAUUGCCACGCGCACUACACAAAUUGUGGGCUAAAUAGAUACAGCAAUUUGAUGCUUUAAUAUUAGGGCAUAUAUUCAGGAUAUACACACAAACAUGGGUGCGUGAAUGAUGCAAGAGGUUAGAACUGAUUGCCGCUAUUGUACUAUGUUAAACAGUAAAGUAUCAUUCAUGUAGUUUUUAGUACAAUAGACUUAAUACUGCUUUUCUGCUACUGAAUUGCUCUGUACAUUUGUAGUCAUCUGAAUGAAUUAAUUUGAAUGAAUUUGUAUCCUCUGCAUGAACCAUUAAUUGCUAUUUUAUAUUUAUUAGUAGAUAUCCUAGUGUGAACAUCACUACAAAGUAUGUGAACCAUGUUUCCAAUACUAUAGUGCCAAGUAACACCUUUGACAUUGUACUAAUUAAAAUGUAAACAAAGUCAA
Molecule: messenger RNA, 3515 nt
Organism: Oncorhynchus mykiss (rainbow trout)
Lineage: Eukaryota; Metazoa; Chordata; Actinopteri; Salmoniformes; Salmonidae
Product: melanophilin
Biological process (GO): intracellular protein transport
Cellular component (GO): cortical actin cytoskeleton
Molecular function (GO): actin binding; myosin binding; small GTPase binding
Source: RefSeq, a predicted model, not a curated record